Sinocyclocheilus rhinocerous is the source of this 3329-nucleotide messenger RNA. Its product is annotated as serine/threonine-protein phosphatase 2B catalytic subunit gamma isoform-like. Gene Ontology annotation, biological process: calcineurin-mediated signaling. The transcript has 14 exons. Bases 343 to 1878 code for a protein of 511 amino acids. The record is from RefSeq and is a predicted model, not a curated record. NCBI's taxonomy places the organism in Eukaryota, Metazoa, Chordata, Actinopteri, Cypriniformes, Cyprinidae. Gene Ontology annotation, molecular function: calmodulin-dependent protein phosphatase activity.
UUCGUUCACGAGUCGGACAUCGCUACUCCCUUAGAGAAAUUGACAGCAGCUGGGUCGCUUGUAUGAGCAAACCCGAAGGACAGACACGGCAGAAAAUAAAACUCUGCCGUUACAGUGGGCUCCCCCUUCCCCUUUCCCCCACCGUUUGAGCGUACAUAUCAACAAACCGACCCCGACGAGCGCUCUUUCUCCGUUUCCCCGCUCUUACAGCGGAGCGGUCAGGACUUUUUUUUCCUCGCGAACUGAAACGUCAGUAGCUUAGCCGAGCUAGCGGGCUAACGCGACUAGCUGGGUUCAGCUACAAGGAGGAAUUACAAUUGUUCCACCGAGAGACACUGAAGGAUGUCGGGGAAGGAGCAGAAUAAACAAUCCACCACCGAACGGCUCGUCAAAGCAGUGCCGUACCCUCCCACAACGCGGCUCACCAUGAAAGAGCUGUACGAGGACGGCAAGCCCAAGGUGGAGCUUUUGAAGAGCCACCUGGUGAAAGAGGGGCGCCUGGAGGAAGACGCAGCCCUACGCAUCAUCAACGAUGGCGCAAACAUCCUCCGCCAUGAGAAAUGCAUGCUGGAAGUGGAGGCCCCCAUCACAGUGUGCGGAGAUGUCCAUGGGCAGUUUUUUGACCUGAUGAAGCUCUUUGAGGUGGGGGGUUCCCCGCACAAUACACGCUAUCUAUUUUUGGGAGACUAUGUGGAUCGAGGCUAUUUCAGUAUUGAGUGUGUGCUCUAUCUGUGGGCCCUGAAGAUCAACCACCCGACCACCCUCUUCCUCCUCAGAGGCAACCACGAGUGUCGGCAUCUCACGGAGUACUUCACCUUUAAACAAGAAUGCAAGAUUAAGUACUCGGAGCGCGUGUAUGACGCCUGCAUGGAGGCCUUUGACUGCCUUCCCCUGGCCGCUCUGCUCAACCAGCAGUUCCUGUGCGUUCACGGAGGCCUGUCCCCCGAGAUCACCUGCCUCGACGACAUCCGGAAAUUAGACCGGUUUAAAGAGCCUCCAGCUUUCGGGCCGAUGUGCGACCUGCUGUGGUCUGACCCUGGCGAGGACUACGGCAGCGAAAAGAGCUCGGAGCACUUUUGUCACAACAGUGUGAGAGGAUGUUCCUAUUUCUACAGUUACCCUGCAGUGUGUGACUUUCUGAUGAAUAAUAACUUGUUGUCAGUUAUAAGAGCACAUGAAGCCCAAGACGCAGGGUAUCGAAUGUACAGAAAGAGUCAGACGACAGGCUUCCCCUCUUUAAUCACAAUCUUCUCUGCACCAAACUACUUAGAUGUGUAUAACAAUAAAGCUGCUGUGUUGAAAUACGAGAACAACGUCAUGAACAUCCGGCAGUUCAAUUGCUCUCCUCACCCGUACUGGCUGCCCAACUUCAUGGACGUGUUCACGUGGUCACUGCCCUUCGUCGGGGAGAAAGUAACAGAGAUGCUGGUCAACGUGUUAAACAUCUGCUCAGAUGAUGAGCUCAUGUCAGAGGGAGACGACACAUGUGAAGGUGGCACCCCGGCAGUCCGCAAGGAGGUGAUCCGAAAUAAGAUUCGUGCCAUUGGCAAGAUGGCCAGAGUUUUCUCUGUUCUUAGAGAGGAGAAUGAGAGUGUGUUGCAGUUAAAGGGCUUGACCCCCACUGGGACGUUGCCUCUGGGUGUGCUAUCAGGAGGCAGACAGACCCUACAGAGCGCCACCGUAGAAGCAGAGGAAGCACGAGCUAUCCAAGGCUUCAACCCUCAACACAAGAUCCAAAGCUUCGAGGAAGCACGCGGACUGGACCGGAUAAACGAGCGAAUGCCUCCGCGCAAAGACAGCAUGCAGCCAGACGGCACUGCCAACUCCAUCAACGCAGCCAAUUCCCCCGACAAGAACGGCACCAACGCACAGGCGUAGUAACCCAGCAGCUACCUAGCGCUCUCCCUCAUCCUUUCCUUUCUGUCUCUCAUAUUUUUUUUUUUCUCUGUUUUCCUCUCAUUCUCUCUCUUUUUGGUAGAGGUGAUGCCCCCUACAUGCAAAACUCUCCAGGACCAUUUCGGGGAGAAUCGCACAAUACCAUGAAGAGGGCAUAAUGAAAAACAAACCAUGGUUCUUAUUUAUUUAUUGAUAUAGAUAAGAAAUUUAAGAUCUGUAAUGGUGGGAAAAUUGAGAUGAAUGAAUACGUACAUGAUGAAUAUUACAUGUGUAUAUAAAAUACAGAAUAUAUAUAUAUAGACAUAGCAUUGGGGUGGUGUAAGGUCAUCUUAGAUUCAGUAGUUAAAAAAAAAAAAAGAAAAUUUUGUAAAUUUACGUUUAUAAAUUAGGUUUAUUUCUGACUUUUUUUUUUUCUUUUCUUUUCUUUUCUUUUUUUUAACAACCAAGACUUGCUCAGCAGAAUUUCUUUAUCAUCGUUUGUGGGCUUGGCAAAAUAAUUCUUGGCCCAACAUAAUUAUAUAGAAUGCUUAUUUGUGAGUAAUACCCAAGGCGAGUAUGAUAAUUGUUGACGCAAAACAAAACAAAAAGUUUUGGUAUUGAAACAAUAUGUGGAAAAUACCUUCUUAAUGCCAAUUAUAGCUAAGAUGAGUGCAUUAAUAACAAGUGUUGGCACGUUUAUAUGUACAUGUACAUUUUCAAGUGUUCCCUCAACCAAAUGUGAUGUUUACUUGGUUUGAUUUGUUUUUUUUUCCUGUUCAUAACUCAAACUACACCGAUUUGUAAUCAAAAAGGCGGGAAAAGCAAAAACCAUCCCAGAAGUUUCUCAAGAUGGUUGGAGGAGCGAUUGUGUCUGCAUGUUUUUGUUUACUUUCAACCCUCCAUUUUGUAGUCACUCGCGCUAUUAUAGGCCUCUGCCGUACUUUCGCGCACUUUUACACCUUUCAACGUUUCGCUAAUGCCACAUUGGUUAAAGGCAUGAUUGAACUGCCAUGAUUUUAUGCAGAUUUUUAGCUUUAGCAGUUGAAAGAAUCCUAUGAUGUGUGCGUUAAAUGUGAUUGGAUGAGGUGGACGUUAAAACAUCUCAGAAAAUUAGCAUACAUGCCUUACAUCCUGCAUCUCGGCUAAAGUAAAUUAGUUAAACCGUUUUUUUUCUAUUGCUUUUAUUUUCCGUUUUUAAAAAAACAAUUGUAGCCCACCAGUUGAACAUUUUAAACUUUAAAAACCCAUUUAAUUGUUUUUCAAUUUAUCUAAUUAAUGUACCUAUAAAAGUUUGCAUCAGCAAACUUCUUGUAAGUAUCUUCAGCGCUAGUAUUUCUAUAGCUGAGCUGUGCGCUCUUCGAAACGCCUGUAUUCUCUAGAGUCGACCAUUUUCCACGCAUAUGAUUGACUGAAGCUGAAGCAAAGUUAUUUUGAUUGCUUUUACUGUACUGUGU